Molecule: messenger RNA, 3750 nt
Organism: Sphaeramia orbicularis (orbiculate cardinalfish)
Lineage: Eukaryota; Metazoa; Chordata; Actinopteri; Kurtiformes; Apogonidae
Gene: casd1
Product: CAS1 domain sialic acid O acetyltransferase 1
Exons: 18
Coding region: 89-2494 (801 amino acids)
Cellular component (GO): Golgi membrane
Molecular function (GO): N-acetylneuraminate 9-O-acetyltransferase activity
Source: RefSeq, a predicted model, not a curated record
CGGGGGCGUGGACAGGCGCGCGGAAUGCACGGCUCCACAGCGCUGCGCCGCAUCCCGUCCAUCUGCUUGUUGUCAUGGAGGAGCAAAGAUGGCGGUCCUGGCCUAUAGCCUGGGCAAACGCGAAAUAAAUCAACAUUUUACCAUUAAAAAUGCUAAGUUAAUAUCUCUAGUAGCUGUUCUGUUACUCCUCGUGUUUCAUACAGCGUCGCGCUAUUAUGGAGGCUUGGACUCAUGUGAAUGGCUGCUGUCCAGAGGACGUUACUUGGGAGACAAUGUAUGGCAGCCUUAUGGCUGUAUGAUGCACAAAUACAAAAGCAAUGAAGCCAAAACAUGCCUUGCUGAAAAGCGGGUGGCCUUUAUCGGUGAUUCACGAAUCAGGCAGCUAUUUUACUCCUUCAUCAAAAUUAUUGACCCUGAACGAAGAGAAGAUGGUAACAAGCACGAGGACAUCGCCUUUGGAGAUGAAAGCUCCUCAGUUGCUGUGGAUUUUCUGUGGCAUCCAGAGGCGAAUAAUUCAAUGAAGGAACGCUUGAUAUCAUGGACCUAUGGGAGUGGAAAAGAGUCCUCAGCAAAGCCAGAUGUUAUCAUCCUUGGAGCUGCCACAUGGUCCAUCAAAUUGCACAGUGGCAGCAGUGAGACCUUGCAUCAAUACAAAGUCAACUUGACAGCUAUUGCGGUGCCUCUGGAGAAGCUGGCUGACCAUGGGGAGGUUUACUGGGUCCUUCAGGACCCAGUAAAUGAGGAGGUGUUAAGUGAAAACAGGAGGAUGAUCACCAAUCAACAGCUGGAGCUGUAUAAUGAAGCAGCGGCAGAUGCACUCAACAGCAGCAAGCGUAACGGCAGGUCCCGGAUCAAGCUGUUGGCCGCGUCGCGACAGGCUGCACUGGAAACCAUCACCCAGUCAGAUGAUGGCCUCCACCUGCCUGAGAGUACUAGGAAUGUGGGAGCCAUGGUCCUCAUGAACUCUGUGUGCAACAAGCUACUGAGGCCCAUCGAUGGCUCCUGCUGCCAGACAUUACCGCCACCCAACUUCCUCCAGAAACUGUCAGCAUGCUUCUUCCUGGGCUCAGCGAUAGUUUUCCUGGUCCUCCACGUUCUUGGCAACAACCGCCACCGCCGACCUGUGCCACCUGAUGUGGAAAGCUUAGAGGAGAAGAAGCCAGCCUCUGCAGCUGUCCCUCUGGGUCCAAAGGCACCCUUCCAGGCCCUCUGCAGGAUGGGCAUCAUCAUGGCUUAUUUUUACCUUUGUGAUAGAGCAGAUGUGUUCAUGAAAGAGCAGAAGUUCUACACACACUCAACGUUUUUCAUCCCUCUCAUCUAUAUAUUUGUCCUAGGAGUUUUCUACAGUGAAAACAGCAAGGAGACUAAAUUACUCAACAGAGAGCAAACAGACGAGUGGAAGGGCUGGAUGCAGCUCGUCAUCCUCAUCUAUCAUAUAUCAGGAGCCAGCGCUUUCAUUCCAGUGUACAUGCAUGUGAGGGUGCUGGUGGCUGCGUAUCUUUUCCAAACUGGCUAUGGACACUUUUCUUUUUUCUGGCUCAAAGGAGACUUUGGACUAUAUAGAGUGUGCCAGGUGCUUUUCCGUCUCAACUUCUUGGUCUUGGUGCUCUGUGUGGUGAUGGACAGACCUUACCAGUUCUAUUACUUUGUCCCCCUGGUCACCUUCUGGUUCGUCAUCAUCUACGCCACGUUGGCUGUGUGGCCUCAGAUUCUUCAGAAAAAGGCUAACAGUAGCGGCAUAUGGCACCUUGGGGUCCUGGCCAAAUUACUGGGGCUUCUGUUGUUCAUCUGCUUCUUUGCCUAUUCACAGGGUUUGUUUGAGAGUAUCUUCUCCGUGUGGCCCCUUUCCAAGCUUUUUGAGCUAAACGGAAGCAUCCAUGAGUGGUGGUUCAGAUGGAAGCUGGACCGAUUUGCGGUGAUUCAUGGGAUGUUAUUUGCCUUCAUUUAUCUGGUACUUCAGAAGCGUCAGGUGCUGUCGGAGGGAAAAGGAGACGCUCUCUUCUCAACCAAAAUCUCCAACGUCCUCCUCUUCCUCUCUGUGAUCUCCUUCAUUACCUACUCAAUAUGGGCCAGCAGCUGCAAAACCAAAACCGAGUGCAAUGAGAUGCAUCCUUACAUCUCUGUGGUCCAGAUUUUGGCCUUCAUUCUAAUCAGGAACAUUCCUGGCUACGCCCGUUCUAUUUAUAGCUCCUUCUUUGCCUGGUUUGGAAAAAUCUCCCUUGAGCUGUUCAUUUGCCAGUACCACAUCUGGCUGGCAGCAGACACCAAGGGGAUCUUAGUCCUGAUCCCAGGAAACCCUUCACUAAACAUCCUGGUCAGCACCUUCAUCUUCGUUUGCGUGGCUCAUGAGAUUUCGCUCAUUACCAAUGACCUGGCCCAGGUGGUCAUCCCUAAAGACAGUGUGGCCCUGCUGAAGCGCCUGGGGGCCACGGGGGUCUUCAGUCUGGUUGUGCUGCUGCUGGCCAGGGACAGCCAGCCCACGCCGGGGGCCUGACAGAGGCGAGGCGGACCGGCCGAGACCCCCGCUGAGCUCCACCUGACAGACAGAUCUGAGCCCUGACCAGGAUUAUUCUACCGGCGGCCAAAGGAGACAAUCUUAGCUGCGGUUAGUGACACAAACAGAAACACGGCGGAGAACGGCGUCUCACCGCCGGCCACGAAUGAGCAGAGUCUGAACAUUGUGACUGAUGUGAAAGUCAUACACUGAAGAAAAACGGCCUUUUUCAGGCAAAUCGCAAGACAUAAAAGAACAAGUACAGAACAUUGUAAACGUUUACAUUACCUGGAUUCAACAGAAGAGUGGAGGGGGAUUUGGAUGAUUUUUAAAGCCAAACGUCCUCUCAGAUCCAGACCUCAUGCUUGCUUUGUGAAAUCCGCAGCGUCGCUUCUAUCCCAAACUAAUCCGGUUCAUUUUUGCCACAUGCAGAACCUCCUGUCACCACUUUGCUCUGGAAGGCUCCGUCCACACGGCAUCAACCGCUGAAGGCGUCGCUCAGGUGGAUCCAUAACCUACAUAUUCAGAUAUCUAGUCCUGUUUGACUACAUGUUAAACUGCGCUGCACAUUUCAACUGGCUUUGAAAAAUCGUAGAUAUCUAAAUAUGCAAAACAUGGACCAACAACAGACUUGGGUGAUCAAUUUGUGUCAAGAGUAAAGUAAAAUUUGGAGUGCAAUUGUUAAAAUGUCAGAAUAUCCCUUGACAUAAUAUUUUGCUAUUUUUUUUUUUUUUUGUUAGUAAUUUUAGACAUGUUUGCCUUGUGCUGAAAGGUACCAUGGUCGUCUGCUGUAGCUCUGAAAUUGUACAGUAUUUAAUGAUUUAAAUUAAUCUUAUAUUUUAUACACUGUUUUUGGCUUUGUUUUUAUUUUGUACUUUUUGCGCCCAUGACUGCUGUUUGUGAAGGAAGUAUUACAUAAGUCCUUUUGUACCCAUGCCAGCAUCCUUUACAUCCUAUUAGUUCCUUUGUAUGAUAGUGAGAGUUUAUUUUAUACAGCAGUGCUUCAGCAGUAUUUUUAGUCGUCUUUCAUUGCUGUUUAAAACGCGCCUCACACAGCUGGAGCAAGAACCCCCCCCCCCCCCCAUUUUAUUGUAAAAUAGGAAUAACUACUACACUCUCCCUCUGUUGCCAUGGCCAGUGAACUUUUUGGUCAAUGUGAAUGAGUGGAAUCUACAAUAGAGUGAGUGUUUUAUCAAAUUAAUUGCCUUUGAACGUACAGUACCAUUUUGUUAGUGCUGUAUUUAAAAAAAAAAAAG